Gadus macrocephalus (Pacific cod) is the source of this 2629-nucleotide messenger RNA. It is a transcript of the gene prpsap2, whose product is annotated as phosphoribosyl pyrophosphate synthetase-associated protein 2. Gene Ontology annotation, molecular function: ribose phosphate diphosphokinase activity; magnesium ion binding. Bases 105 to 956 code for a protein of 283 amino acids. The record is from RefSeq and is a predicted model, not a curated record. Gene Ontology annotation, cellular component: ribose phosphate diphosphokinase complex; cytoplasm. Gene Ontology annotation, biological process: 5-phosphoribose 1-diphosphate biosynthetic process; purine nucleotide biosynthetic process. NCBI's taxonomy places the organism in Eukaryota, Metazoa, Chordata, Actinopteri, Gadiformes, Gadidae. The transcript has 8 exons.
GUGUGUUUGUUUCCAUAGAAACGCGGGUGCAGAUCCAAGAGUCGGUUCGAGGCAAAGAUGUCUUCGUCAUCCAGACGGUGUCCAAAGACGUGAACACCACCAUCAUGGAGAUGCUGAUCACAGUGUACGCGUGCAGGACCUCGUGUGCACGCAGCAUCACGGGCGUGCUCCCAUACUUCCCCUACAGUAAGCAGUGCAAGAUGAGGAAGAGGGGAUCCAUCGUCACCAAGCUCAUCGCCUCCAUGAUGUGCAAGGCUGGCCUGACCCAUCUGAUCACCAUGGACCUCCAUCAGAAGGAGAUCCAGGGCUUCUUCACCAUCCCUGUGGACAACCUGAGAGCCUCGCCUUUCCUGCUGCAGUAUAUCCAGGAGGAGAUCCCUGAUUACAGGAACGCUGUGAUUGUGGCCAAAUCCCCAGCCUCUGCCAAAAGGGCCCAGUCGUUCGCUGAGCGCCUCCGUCUGGGCAUUGCGGUGAUCCACGGCGAGGCCCAGGAUGCAGAGUCUGACAUGGUGGACGGCCGACACUCGCCCCCCACCAUCAAGACCUCCGGCGCCAUCCACCCCAGCAUGGAGAUACCAUUGUUGAUCCCUAAAGAGAAGCCACCCAUCACCGUGGUGGGAGAUGUGGGCGGUCGAAUCGCCAUCAUAGUGGAUGACAUCAUCGACGACGUGGGAAGCUUUGUGGCGGCAGCGGAGACGCUGAAGGAGCGGGGUGCCUACAAGGUCUUCGUCAUGGCAACACACGGCAUCCUGUCCAGUGAUGCCCCGAGGUUUAUCGAGGAGUCGGCCAUCGACGAGGUGGUGGUGACCAACACUAUCCCCCACGAGUUGCAGAAGCUCCAGUGUCCCAAGAUCAAGACGGUGGACAUCAGCAUGAUCCUGGCCGAGGCCAUUCGACGCAUCCACAACGGGGAGUCCAUGUCCUACCUGUUCCGCAACAUCGCCAUGGACGACUGAAAACGCAUACAUAUACAUGCAAACACUUUUCUCUCAUCAUGCCAUGCUGAAGGGGUUGAAAAAACAAAUGGUAGAUAUACACUGAAGCGUAUGUGUCAAUCACUUUCGUCGUUUGCAGAAGAUGAGAUGAGCGAAAAAGGUUGCGCUUUGGAAUUUCCGUCCUGUAUCUGUCGUGUUUCAUCUCCAAGAGAGUGCAUACGCUCAUAGAAAUACAAGGAUCCCCCCAUGAAGUAGCUUAAAAAGAUGUGCCCAAUGCUCUUAUUUCCCCCCCCUGGAGUUUUGCUUAACUGUAAAAGCACUAUGGCAAUCCAUCUCAAACCUGCGCCUUCCUUCCUCACCCAACAGCCAAUAACUGCCCUUGUCGCUGAAAUGGUAUCCCCCCCCCUCUCUGGCCAUCUUGUUGUGGUUGGGAGGAUAAUUCAGGUAAAAAAUGCCAGGGGUCCAGACUCCAAUUCUCUAUCAGCUUAAUUUAUUUUUUAUAGUGAAGCUAUGUGUCAAGUUUCUUGCUCAACAAUUAUGAAUAUCCUGUAAAAACAUAAUUCCCACAGUCCACUUUUGGACUCAGGUAUGAGGUUAUUCAUGUUGGAAUUAAUUAGAUAUUCUUAUUUUUAUAGUGACUUACAAAAUCAUUGUUUUUAUGACUCCAUACUAGACCAUCUCUCCACACGUGGGCCAGGCGCUUAAGGCUAACCUAGUUAUUUAUGUAUCGUACGUGAACUAGCGUACCCCACCGUAGGUUGGUGUGUUCUCUGGAGAAAAGCUCAAACCUGCUACUGAAGUUGAAGCGAUUGUUCGUCCACCGCUUGGCUAUUAUUAUUGAAUGUGCUGCUACGUACACUUGAAUUGUUUAGCUCAUUGUUUCUUCGAGUUGCAUAGAACUGUGCACGGCCUGCUACGUAGGAUUUUUGAUUUUAUGUUACAUAAGAGUGAGUGGGAGUGCCUUCAACAUACACUCCCAUUCAAAGAUGGGCCUUUUCCACUGCUACACCCUACUUCCAUCAUCUGUGUCUUCGUCAUCCAACUCAUUAUCUUGGCUGAUAACCGAUCCAACACGACUGACUAUGUGUGCGUAAAGAUUUGGAAGUAUCCUAACCUCUUGUUUUUCUUUAUACUUCCGUCUUGCCAUCAUUUCUAAAAGCUACUGCUUGUACAACUGUAGUGCUAGCUGAUGUAUUCUCUAGACAGCUAGGUUUUGUAGUUGCCAUAUACAUGCACCUAACUCCAGUCAAAUUUAUAUCAUUGUCAAGUUGUUUAUUGAUUUAAAAAAAUCAUUGAAUUAACUUAUUUUCAUUUUUAUAAUGUAUUAAUUUGCCAAUAUAUUGCCAUUAAGAAUUGUCUGAUGGUAAAAACAACCUUCAACUCUACCUGAAAUGUGUAUUAAUUUAACACACAAAAUACUUUUCAUUCCAAGCUUCCCAGAUGAGAUUAGCAAAUACUUAAAGCCCUUAAAAAAAGACAACAUUGAACAGCUUAAACACGUUUUGCAAAAAAUAAUUUCAUUGACUCAAGGCAUAUAUUAAAUAAAAAAAAAAGGAAAAUCUGGUUAUUGGUUGAUCUUUAUCAAGCCAUACAGAGCUCGACUAAAGCAGAUCUUUGUUGCCCUGUGAAGCGUGUUUUCCUAAAUAUGUUUUGUAUUUAUUUUCACCACUUAAUAAACACAUGAUUUAUGUAUA